Eruca vesicaria subsp. sativa (arugula) is the source of this 726-nucleotide messenger RNA. NCBI's taxonomy places the organism in Eukaryota, Viridiplantae, Streptophyta, Magnoliopsida, Brassicales, Brassicaceae. The record is from the annotation of a GenBank genome assembly.
AUGAAUCCGCUUGUUCCUUACGCACACCAAGGAUUUGGACUCGAUUCAGGGACAUCCAUGUCGACUCCUGUUGUUUCAGGAAUCAUAGCUCUACUCAAGUCUCUACACCCUACUUGGUCUCCUGCUGCAUUUAAAUCAGCUUUGGUCACAACAGCUUGGAGGACAAGUCCAUCUGGUGAACCUAUUUUUGCUGAAGGAUCAAACAAGAAGCUUGCAGAUCCAUUUGACUAUGGUGGAGGUCUUGUAAACCCUGAAAAGGCCGCAGACCCUGGACUAGUCUAUGAUAUGGGGACGGAAGAUUACAUAAACUAUAUGUGUGCCGCAGGUUACAAAGACUCCUCAAUCUCUAGUGUGGUCGGUAAAAAGACAAAGUGUCCAACUCCUCCAACUCCUAAACCAUCAAUUCUUGAUAUCAACUUACCUUCAAUUACAAUUCCAAAUCUUGAGAAAGAAGUUACACUCACAAGAAGUGUAACCAAUGUUGGACCUAUCAAGUCAGUCUAUAAAGCUGUGAUUGAGUCUCCUCUUGGCAUAACCGUCGCAGUCAACCCGACCACACUUGUGUUUAGCUCUGAAGAUAAGAAGGUGCUCACUUUCACGGUGAAGGUUAAGACGAGUUAUAAAGUCAACACUGGUUACUUGUUUGGAAGCUUGACAUGGACUGACGGUGUUCAUGAUGUUCAAAUCCCUGUCUCUGUUCGGACAAAGAUCCCCAUCAAGGCUUAA